This is a messenger RNA of Trichoderma virens Gv29-8, 474 nucleotides long. RefSeq lists its product as uncharacterized. The transcript is spliced from 2 exons. Bases 57 to 374 code for a protein of 105 amino acids. NCBI's taxonomy places the organism in Eukaryota, Fungi, Ascomycota, Sordariomycetes, Hypocreales, Hypocreaceae. The record is from RefSeq and is a predicted model, not a curated record.
CCGCCUUCUCUCGCAAUGAUGUCGUGGAACCAGUCCCCCUAGAUAGGUUCCUACGCAUGCAAUUGGGCCGCGCUGCAAUAUGGCACGCGCCAAUCCAAUGGGCAGAGAGCACUUCCUCUGCCUAUGCCCAUCUCUCGCUCACUCUCUUUUCCCGGAGUGGCUGUGAACCUUUGUCUGCAUCCCGCUGGCUAGAUGCAGAAGGUCUGUCAGCUGACCUCAGUCACUUUACUUGCAGCAGGACAAGGACGCUGCGGCCUGGGAUGGGUGACACCCCCAAUGUGAUUAAUAAGAGCGCAGGAUAUAAUGAGGGAAUAUUGACGCCGCCCUGCCGCCGUCGGUCGCGAGCCUUGGCGUUUCUCCGUCCGAAGCCAUGAUGCCGCAUCAACAAUGUCAGAUCAUGAGGAUAUGGGGCAGAAUUGCCGUAGCACGACACAACUGCUGGGUCCACAGCGAGAGAGCAAGGGUGGCUGCUAA